UCAAUCAAUCCACCCCCACCCCAAGUGAGCUUGAGCAUCGCAACCACCCUCCGUCUCCGACCCACCCUCCUAUGCGCGCACGCGCACGAGCACGCGCGCCCCUCCCAUGGCGCCGCCUCCCCUCCUCCACCUCUCCCGCCUGAUCCUCCUCCUCUCGCUCGCCGCGGCCGCGCCGGCGCGCCUCGUGCCCGUCCAGUACCUCUACCCUCCCUUCAACCUCACCUACUUCCACUUCAUCGACACCAACGGCGUCUUCCUCCUCUCCCCCGGCGCCAACUUCUCCGCCGCCGUCUACAACGCCGGCGCCACAGAGGCCUCCGACUCCCAGUCCCGCUUCUUCUUCUCCGUCCUCCACACCACCUCCCGGACCCCAGUCUGGACCGCCACCGCCGCUGGCUCCACCAUCCUCGAGUCCGUCGUCCUCUCCCUCUCCGCCACCGGCCUCACGCUCUUCGACCCCUCAGCCGCCCAGCCCGACCCCGCAUGGUCCACGCCGCGCCUCCGCGACCCCGUCGCCGCGCUGCGCCUGCUCGACACCGGCGAGCUCACGCUCAUCGACGCCCACAACGCCACGCUCUGGUCCUCCUUCGACCGCCCCACCGACACGCUGCUCCACGCCCAGCCGCUCCGCCUCGGACUGCCGCUCAGGUCCUCGGCGUCCGGCAACGACCUCUCCCCCGGCGCCUACCGCCUCGUCCUCACCCCCAACGACGCGCUCCUCCAGUGGGCCACCUCCUCCUCGCCGUCGUCGUCGGCGGAGGCCUUCCUCACCUACUGGGCUCUCUCCUCCGACCCCGCUGCCGUCCAGGACUCCAGCCACGCCGUCGCCUCGAUGGCCGUCAACGCCUCCGGCAUCUACCUCCUCGCCGACAACGGCAGGGACACCGUCUACAGGCUUCUCUUCCCCUCACCGCCCGCCUCCAAGGGCGACUCGCGCGUCCUCAAGGUCGACCCUUCCGGCCGCCUGCGCGCGCUCACCCUCACCGCCGGCGCGACCGUCCCCACCGUCUGGGCCGCGCCGGCCAAUGACUGCGACCUCCCGCUGCCGUGCCCCUCCCUCAGCCUCUGCACGCCGGGCGGCAAUGGCUCCACCUGCAUGUGCCCUGACGCCUUCAGCACCUACUCCACCGGCGGCUGCGCGCCGGCCGACGGCACCGCGCUGCCGGCCAUCCCCGCCGACAGCUGCGACGCCGGCGCCAAAAAGGCCGCGCGCUACAGCUACGUCAGCCUCGGAGCCGGGAUCGGCUACCUGCCGACCAAGUUCGCUCUGCCCGAUACCUCCGGCGACGCGCUCCCGGCGUGCCGCGACCUCUGUUCCGGCAACUGCUCCUGCCUCGGCUUCUUCUACAGGAACUCCUCCAGGUCCUGCUUCCUCCUCCACAACCAGAUCGGCUCCGUCUUCCGCGCCAGCGCCGACGCCGCCGUCGGCUUCAUCAAGACGCUCCCGUCGCAGCACGGCAAAGGCUCCUCGUCGUCCUUGAGCCUGAUAACCAUCGUGUUCGGCAUCGUGCUCCCCACCGUGGCGGCCGUGCUCAUCUCCUUCCUGCUCUACGCGAUGGGCGCGCAGUGGCUCAGGAAGCGCCGGCCGCAGCACCUCAAGAAGACCAGCGGCAGCUGGUUCAAGCUGCCGGCGAUGCUGUCAUCGUCGCGGGCGCCGUCCUCCGCGCCGUCGGGCAGCGGGGACGACCUCGACGAGGACGUCCUCAUCCCCGGCCUGCCGACCCGGUUCACGUACGGCGAGCUCGACGCCGCGACGGACGGCUUCAAGUGGCAGAUCGGCUGCGGCGGGUUCGGGUCCGUGUUCCGGGGCGAGCUCCCCGACCGGAGCACCGUGGCGGUGAAGCGGAUGAACGGCCUGGGCACGCAGGGCCGGCGCGAGUUCCUGACGGAGAUCGCCGUGAUCGGCAACGUCCACCACGUGAACCUGGUGAAGCUCCGCGGGUUCUGCGCCGAGGGCGCGAGGCAGCUGCUGGUGUACGAGUACAUGAACCGGGGCUCCCUCGACCAGACCCUCUUCCGCGCCGGCGCCGCCGCGCCGGAGUGGCCGGCCCGGCUGCGCGUGUGCAUCGGCGCGGCGCGCGGGCUCGCCUACCUCCACGCCGGCUGCGACCGCAAGAUCCUCCACUGCGACGUGAAGCCGGAGAACAUCCUCCUGGACGACCGCGGCGGCGUGAAGAUCGCCGACUUCGGGCUGGCGAAGCUGAUGAGCCCGGAGCAGUCGGGGCUGUUCACGACGAUGCGCGGCACGCGCGGGUACCUGGCGCCGGAGUGGCUUAUGAACGCGCCCAUCACCGACAAGGCGGACGUGUACAGCUUCGGCAUGGUGCUGCUGGAGAUCGUGCGCGGGAGGAAGAACUCCAAGAAGCAGGAGGAGGAGCACACCAGCGGCGGGUCCAGCGCGGGCAGCGCGUCCUCGUCGGAGUACUUCCCGGCGCUGGCGCUGGAGCUGCACGAGCAGGGGCGGUACGGGGAGCUGGUGGACCCGAGGCUGGAGGGGCGCGCCGACGUUGCGCAGGUGGCGCGGGUGGUGCGGGUGGCGCUCUGCUGCCUCCACGAGGACGCGGCGCUGCGGCCAGCCAUGGCCGUCGUGUCCGCCAUGCUCGACGGCAGCAUGGACGCGGGCGAGCCCCGGGCGGAGCUGCUCCGGUACCUCAGGAUGUACGGCCGCGGCCUCGUGGACCUGCGGCCCGCCGGGUGGAUGGCCAAGGGCUCGGACACGACCGCCGGCGUGAGCAGCAGCUGGUCGCCGCCGUCGUGCGUGUCGGCGCAGCAGCUCUCAGGGCCCAGAUGACAGUGACACCAAUCAAACUUGAUUUUGUGUUACCGUAGCAUGCUUAAUUAGUACUAGUAUAGGUCAGCAGCUGCUGCUGCUGCUUCCUCCUCCUCCUCCUCCUCUUUUGGGGAUUUUUUGGUAACUAGUUAUUUAAUUUACAUCCUACUGGCUAGUAACAGACAGUCUUCUCUUUCAUUUUUGCACAGACAAAUUAAAUCUCUAACUCUUAAUACUAUUGUCUAUUGGCCGCAACGCAACACAUACAUGUAAUGUAAACUCAAGCACAUUUGUUUGUUUGUGGGCAAAAAAGCAAUAAUUUA
Molecule: messenger RNA, 3093 nt
Organism: Panicum hallii
Lineage: Eukaryota; Viridiplantae; Streptophyta; Magnoliopsida; Poales; Poaceae
Product: G-type lectin S-receptor-like serine/threonine-protein kinase At5g35370
Exons: 1
Coding region: 107-2791 (894 amino acids)
Biological process (GO): protein phosphorylation
Molecular function (GO): ATP binding; protein serine/threonine kinase activity
Source: RefSeq, a predicted model, not a curated record